Molecule: messenger RNA, 1497 nt
Organism: Paramecium sonneborni
Lineage: Eukaryota; Ciliophora; Oligohymenophorea; Peniculida; Parameciidae
Source: the annotation of a GenBank genome assembly
AAUAACUAAAGAUGGAAUCUGACUUCAAAAUGGAAUGCUUUAGGCACAAAUUAUUAGGGAAUAAAUAAUACAUAAUAUAAAUUAUUUCAAAUAAAAUUAUAAUAACGAACAUUUCAGACGAGCCAAAUACAAGCAAUGAAUUGGACAUAAAUUAUAAUUUAUUUGUUGAUUUUAAAGUCAAGAGAAAAUAAAUCCAAGCCAUUGGAUUUAUAACCGAUAAGCAUCAUUGGUAUUAUGCGGACAGUGAAAAUUUGAUCAAAUUAAAAUAAAUUUUGGGAGGUAGAGUAGUGUUUAAAGGGAUAAAUACCUUAUAUAAUCCCUUAUAGUAAAUUGGCCAAGGAACUUUCUCUAAUGUUUAUUUAUUACAAAGCAAAUUAAACAGCCUUGAAUAUUUUGCUUGUAAAUGUUUAGACAAAGUUUAAGUUCAUGAAAAGAUUGGUAGAGUAAUAAAUAUAGUUAAUUUUUUAGUAAGGAUUGUUUGAUGAAAUAUAAGCGAUGGUUGCUUUGAAGCAUCAAAAUAUUGCUGAACUAUUAGAAGUAUAUGAAGGAGAUGUAUAAUAUUAUAUGGUAAUGUAAUAUUAUGAUCUUGAAUUCACUGAUAUAUUAAAAGAAUUGAAUAAUGAAGACAUCCAUAUAAUAUUUAAAUAAUUAGUUACAGCCGUAAAUUUUAUGCAUGAAAAUGGUUAUAUGCAUAGAGAUUUGAAACCAGAGAAUAUAAUGUUUAGCGAUUGUAUAUAUUAAUUGAGAAUAAUUGAUUUUGGUUUGACAACAAGAGAUUCUGGUAAAUCUAAAUGUGGUACACCUGGUUAUGUUGCUCCUGAAAUAUUGAAUUUGGAUACAAAGAUUAAUGAAUACAAUGAAAAAUGUGACAUCUUCUCAUUAGGAGUUAUUUUUUAUAAGAUGUAAAACUAAAUAUUAUGUAUUAGGUUGACAUCUAAUGAUUUAUUUUAAGGCUCUAAUCAUGAAGAGAUUUUAGAAAAUAAUGCUAAAUGCAAUAAUAAUUUUGAUAUGUUAAAGGGAAAUGCUAAGAUUCCAAAAUAAGCUAUAGAUUUAUUGAAAAAAAUGUUAUAGAUUGAUCCAACAUUAAGAAUAGAUUCAAAAUCGAUUUUGUAACAUUAAUAUUUUACAGUGGAAGAAUAAAAUCAUAAUAAUACGAUAAAUAGUUCAAAUCAUCUUUCAAGAAAGCAUUCAUCAGUUCUGAAGAUAUUAUCUCCAAUAUAAAAGUAAAAUGGUAUGUUUAUUUCUCCUUUUUCAAUACAUGAUGAGGAAUGCAUAGAAAAUGAAGCUCUUAUGUAACCAAUACCAACAGUUAUAAUGAAAGGAGGAUCAUUAAAAGAAAUAGCUAAAUCUAAAACACCUGAAAAAAGUAGAAAAUAAUCAAAAGAUAUAACAAAAAAAUAUUAGACUAGCGAUUUUGAUGAUGUUGUUUUAGAGACACAAUAAAGUAAUUAUAGGCCUCCUAAACCAAGUUAGUUAUCAGAAAUGUAUAAUAAAUGA